Alosa sapidissima (American shad) is the source of this 5089-nucleotide messenger RNA. RefSeq names its product membrane palmitoylated protein 2a (gene mpp2a). The record is from RefSeq and is a predicted model, not a curated record. Gene Ontology annotation, molecular function: protein binding. Bases 67 to 1713 code for a protein of 548 amino acids. The transcript is spliced from 13 exons. Gene Ontology annotation, cellular component: cell-cell junction; plasma membrane. Lineage: Eukaryota; Metazoa; Chordata; Actinopteri; Clupeiformes; Clupeidae.
GGCUACAUCAAAUUAAACACAGACAACGACGCGACCACGAGAGCACAGUCCAGGGAUUCAGUCAACAUGCCUGUGGCAUCAACCGGCACGGAGCCUGCGGCUGUGCCUCAGGUUCUAGACACCCUGAGCGAUAGCAACAGCUCCACCACUGCCAAUGACCUCGACCUCAUCUUCCUCAAGGGCAUCAUGGAGAGCCCCGUGGAGCCGGAGAAUCCGGGCGAGCCUCGUCUGGAGGCGGUGCGGGACAACAACGUGGAGCUGGUGCAGGACAUCCUGCGGGACCUGAGCCCCUUCACCCACCGCAGCAACACAGUGGCCGAGCUCGCCAGCAUCCUCAACGAGCCACACUUCCAGUCCCUGCUGGAGACUCACGACUCGGUGGCAGCCCAGACGUGUGAGACGCCGCCGUCCAGCCCGUGUGCCUUCAUCGAGGCACCCGUCACCACGUUGCCCCUGGUGCCCGCCGACGCCAUCAGGAUGGUGGGCAUCCGCAAGGUGGCAGGAGAACACCUGGGCGUGACGUUCCGCGUGGAGAAGGGUGAGCUGGUGAUCGCGCGGAUCCUCCACGGGGGCAUGAUCGACCAGCAGGGCCUGCUGCACACGGGCGACAUCAUCAAGGAGGUGAACGGGCGCGAGGUGGACAACGAUCCACGUGUGCUGCAGGAGAUGCUGCAGGAGGCCAGUGGCAGCGUGGUGCUCAAGAUCCUGCCCAGCUACCAGGAGGCCCACCCGCCGCGCCAGGUCUUUGUGAAGUGCCACUAUGACUAUGACCCGGCCAAUGACAACCUGAUCCCCUGUAAGGAGGCCGGCCUCAAGUUUGACUGCGGUGAAAUCCUCCUGAUCGUCAAUCAAGAAGAUGUGAACUGGUGGCAGGCACGGCGUGUGGAGGGAGGAUGCACAGGGCUGAUCCCUAGUCAGCUCCUGGAGGAGAAGAGAAAGGCCUUCGUCAAGACGGACGUGGCGCUCUCAGCAGGUGCGCUGUGCCAUGGGAUAGGGGGGAAGAAGAAGAAGAAGAUGAUGUAUGUGACCACCAGGAACGCAGAGUUUGACAGGCAUGAGUUGCUGAUUUAUGAGGAGGUGGCGAAGGUGCCUCCGUUCCGCAGGAAGACGCUGGUUCUGAUUGGAGCACAGGGGGUGGGUCGCCGCAGCCUCAAGAACAAGCUGCUGGUGUCCGACCCACAGCACUAUGGCACCACCAUCCCUCACACGUCCAGGAAACCCAAGGCUGGCGAGAAGGAGAGCCUGAUGUACGCUUUCACCACACGCAGCAAGAUGGAGGCCGACAUCAAGAAUGGACGCUACCUGGAGUACGGCGAGUACGACGGCAACCUCUACGGCACCAAGAUCGACUCCAUCCACGAGGUGGUGGAGGCCGGCCGCAUCUGCAUCCUGGACGUCAACCCACAGGCUUUAAAGGCUCUGAGGACGUCAGAGUUUCUGCCGUAUGUCGUGUUCUUCGAAGCCCCAGAUUUCGAGGUCCUCAAGGCCAUGAACAAGUCAGCCCUUGAGGCCGGUGUGGUGACCAAGCAGCUGACGGAUCUGGAGCUGAAGAGGACUGUGGAGGAGAGUGCCCGGCUCAAGCAGGCAUACGGACACCUCUUCGAUGUCACCAUUGUCAACGAGAACCUGGACGAAACCUACCGCACUCUCAAAUCCUCGCUGCAGAAGCUGAAUGGAACUCAACAGUGGGUUCCGGUGGGAUGGGUCUUUUAAGGGGUGUGUGUGAGUGAGAGUGAGAGAGAGAGAGUAAGUGUGUGUUAUUUAUUUGGUAUUUUCAUUAUUAUUUUUGGUGACCAAAUAUUUAACAUUCCCAGCCCUGAUAUUUGUGUAUAUGAGAGAGAGAGAGGAGGAGAGGAGGGAGGGAUAAAGAAAGUGAGAGAAAGGAAACAAUGUAACAAAUUGUUUGUAUUUUCUCUCAUGUUCUAUCUCUCUCUCCCCUUUUCUCUCUGUAUGCAUGUGUGUAUUUUAGAAAGUGUGUGUGUGUGUGUGUGUUUGUCAGUAAGAAAGAGCGAGAGAGCGCGCAAGAGAGAUAUGAUGUGUGUACAUGACAGACUUGUAUUAUUUAUGCUGGCAAUAUUUUGACUGUCAUAUUUUUGGAAAAUUGUUUAGAUUGAAACAUAUAGGUUUUUGACAAGAAGGAUAUGAUCACUUAGUGCCAUACUUGAUGUUCUCCCACACACAAAACAAAAAUGCCAACUCUUGCACGCACCUGUGAAGACACAAACCACAUAUGAAAUGUGUUCAUGACGUAUAGGAAUGAUUGUAUUUAUUUGGCUCUAACAAAGGAUGGUACACCAAUGUUUGCCUGAAUAUUGCCUGAUACAUCCCCCAUCGAAACAAUCUCAUCCUCCCUUCCAUCUUCUCCUCACAGUCACACUUGCACCUGUGACAGAUGAAGUGGUGAUGUGUGUUGUCACACAGAUGAUAAUGAGAAAGUGGAGUGGUGUGAAGACACACACCCUUACUGCAGUCUACAUUGACGAUUGAUGGCUGGUGUUUGAGCAUUUGAGUCACAGUGAGCCAUUGAGUCAUGUUGGCAUAGCAAAGUGCAGCCUGGCCAACCUAAAACAGUGCAGAGGAGUUUGAGAUGAUUGUCUCGGCCUGAAAUGUUUUUCAGUGUCUGUGAGAAGCAUAGGCAGCACAGCAGGGAAAUGUGAAAUUACAUCACAAAGGAACGAGGCCAAAUUUUCCAAACGGGCAUAUUACUAUAUUCAAAUGGGAGUUGCAAUAGUUUUACAGUUCUUGGGAUGAGAGUAGAUGAGAUGCCAUAAAAUAUGCACAAAAAUAGAAUAGGCUACUCCUUAUAUGGUUUCCCUCACACACAGACAGGCAAACACACACACACACACACACACACACACACACUCCUUUUUGCAAAUCCGCUGAUCAAUAAAAUACUAUUAGUAACAGGGAGCACAAAACUUUUCAGUAGCAUUCGACCUUCCCUGAAGCGACAAAAGUCAUCCUAUAUGUCCACAGGCUGCUGUCAUCAUCACGAUAUUGCUGUGAUUGGACGCCUUUGUGCUCCCGUCUGUCGUCUUUGGACAAAACUCAGAUUCUCAGAAAACACAUCAUUAUUUCUCUCAAAACACUUACGUCUCUCACUGAGCCAGAAUACACACACUCUCUCUCUCUCUCUCUAUCACUCCCUCUCUCUCUCUCACCUUUCAUGUCCUGCAAAUGGGACACAGUGGAUGCACAUAACCACCUCAUCUAACGGGUCCCUAAGUGUCGCACAGGGAGUCUGGCCCAAAUGGCGACCGAACCAGCUCAAUCAUGGGGGUGAUGCAUCAGUGAAUGUUCUGGCAAAUGGCUGAAACGUCCGCGCUGGUUAGAACCUGACUAACACAGCCAGUCUCACGACUUUCUGAGCACUGGCCAAUGUAAACACACACAUUUCCUGGGUUUGUAAACUCUGAUGUAUUCUCUCGGCCUAAACGGUUCUGCUACGUAGUAACACGUACACUGCCACUUUUCUUUUUCAGUCACCUUCGUUUUUAAACAGUGCUGUGAAACCAGAUAGGAAUUCAGUCUUAUGGGGCUGUAGCUUGUAUCCACUCAAUGUAGGCAUGUAAUAUAAUACUACAACACUGUACUAUACUAUUCAAUACAAUCGAGGAUUUCUGCAGUCGAUAAUAGGGAAUGGCCACAUACAGUAACAGUGCUAUAUUAUAUGCAAUACACAAUAACUCUUACAUUUUGUUAUCGUGAUACGUUCAUAGAAACAGCAUCUGGGGAUUGGAUGAUUUAAGCAGUGCAUUUGAAAUUGCUUGAACUGAGACUUUGUUGGCUUGCUGAGGGGAAAAGAACAUACGUUACGCUAACUGUUAAUCAGAUUCUAUUUUUACAAUGGUGUUUUUGUGUGGGUUAUAUCAGCUCAAGGGCAGUUCAGCCACCAGAUAGAAUAUUUUAUGGUUAUUAUUCAGGAGGGGUUGGAAAACCUUAGCUCACCACAUGCUUGGUGCCAUAAGACAGGGGACAGUACUGUAGGUUUUUGGAUUAGAUGCUUAGAGUUGACACCAUUUGUGUAGAUAGGCAUAGUUAUAUGGACACAUGUUUAAAUUAGUUGAAUCUUGCGCUUGGUAUAUACAAAGGUUGUACAGUAUGUCUGAAGUUGAACGCUCAAGUACUCUUCAUUUGGUGUCUGGAAACAGAACAUUGAAAUGUCUUGUCAGUGUAUCACACGUGGCUGUUUUUCUGUCACAUAUGGUUUUCCUAGCAGUAAUCUCUGUGUAUCCCCACAAUUUGAAUGUAUGGCAUUAGCUUAAAAUCUGCAUGCUGUGAAAGAUCAUUCAGUAUUCAUUUUGGCCAUUGCUGAUAUGCGACACUCCCGCUGAAUUGCUCUACAAGAUGAAGAAGAGAAGGCAUGAGACUGAAUGUUCAUGGUGACAUGAUAUCUGGCAUGUUUAAGAUCGGCCUCAUUUAACUUGGAUGAGAGGUUCUAUAUAUGUAGAGUGCCAUAGAGAAAGUGCCAUAUGUCUGUGCUAAUAUGGGUUCCAGUGGGCCGCUUGUCGGCUCCCUAUAUACUGUAGCCUACGUUGGUGUCUUUUGGUGCAUUUGCACGUGUCUGAAGCAUUUCAUCUUUUUUAAUGCAGCACGGGUCUCAUUAUCUACUUCUCUUUGUGUCAUCCACCGACUGUUCUCACAGAAGUCGUUAUACCGUCACACGGUUUAAUAUUCUUCUGGGACUUUGUUGAUCAUUCCGCAUUCGCUUAGAGUAGAGUUAGUCCAAACCUUUUGAUAGAAAUAACUAGAGAAGUGUUAUUGUGAGCUUCUCGUUCCAUCCACAACAUUUCAACACCUUGGUUGCCUACAAUUACAAUGGACAUACCUUAACAUCUGAGGCUAUUCACCGUACGCGAGUUACUACUGAUUACCAUAUUUUUUGAAUAUUGGCAGCUAUUGAUUGAAUGAGGUCAUUUCUAGAAACACAUUGCCUUUAUUUAAGUCAUUCACAUUUUGUAUACCUAAAGUGAAGGUAACAUACGUGUGUAGUCUACGAUUUUGCUCUGAUAUAUUGUCAGUGUGUGAUUUUAAGCGAUCAAGCUGUACAGAUCAUGAUGUCUAAAAAAUAAACUGUUUCAACAUA